Arachis stenosperma is the source of this 1541-nucleotide messenger RNA. RefSeq names its product GDSL esterase/lipase APG-like. Lineage: Eukaryota; Viridiplantae; Streptophyta; Magnoliopsida; Fabales; Fabaceae. Bases 158 to 1246 code for a protein of 362 amino acids. The transcript is spliced from 5 exons. Gene Ontology annotation, cellular component: apoplast. The record is from RefSeq and is a predicted model, not a curated record. Gene Ontology annotation, molecular function: hydrolase activity, acting on ester bonds.
CUGAAAAUCUAACAUAAAAAAGCAUCAUCAUAGUGUGGUGUACAUAUGUGACAGCUAUACUAUAAGUGUUCACAUUUAAUAGCCUAUAACCAACUUCCAUCUUCCUCCUUCAAUUGCCACUCUAUUUCUUAUUAUAUAAACACCAGAAAGCAUCUGAAUGGUUAUUGAAAAGAAGAUGAAGAUGAAUAGAAAAGAAGUAGAAGUAGUAUUUGUGAUAUUUGCAUUUGUCUUACUUGUAGGAUGGGGGAAUGCACAAGACACACUUGUGCCUGCAAUUAUAACAUUUGGUGACUCUGCUGUGGAUGUUGGCAACAAUGACUACCUGCCUACAAUUUUCAAGGCUAACUACCCUCCUUAUGGAAGGGACUUUCUCAACCAUCAACCCACUGGCAGGUUUUGCAAUGGCAAAUUAGCUACUGAUAUUACUGCUGACACACUGGGUUUUAAGAGCUAUGCACCUGCAUAUCUUAGCCCACAAGCAUCAGGGAAGAACCUUCUUAUUGGAGCGAAUUUCGCUUCAGCUGCCUCUGGUUAUGAUGAAAAGGCUGCCAUCUUGAAUCAUGCAAUUCCAUUGUCCGUACAGUUGAAUUAUUUCAAGGAAUACCAAGGAAAGCUGGCCAAGGUAGCUGGUAGCAAGAAAGCAGCAUCAAUCAUAAAGGAUGCAUUGUACUUAUUGAGUGCUGGAAGUAGUGACUUUGUCCAAAAUUAUUAUACCAAUCCUCUCAUCAACAAACUUGUCACUCCUGAUCAGUAUUCUUCAUACCUAGUUAGAUCAUUCUCAAGUUUUGUUAAGGAUUUGCAUAAAUUGGGAGCUAGGAAAAUUGGAGUGACUUCCCUUCCACCAUUGGGUUGCCUACCUGCUGCAAGAACCUUGUUCGGAUUCCAUGAGAAUGGUUGCGUCUCAAGAAUCAACAAUGAUGCCCAAGGAUUUAACAAGAAAAUCAACUCAGCUGCAAAAACUCUCCAAAAGCAACUUCCUGGUCUUAAGAUUGUUGUGUUUGAUAUUUACAAGCCUCUCUAUGACCUUGUUCAAUCCCCUUCAAAAUUUGGUUUCGCCGAGGCAAGGAAAGGCUGCUGUGGAACUGGGAUAGUUGAGACAACAUCCUUAUUGUGCAAUCCAAAAUCACUAGGAACUUGCUCCAAUGCAACUCAGUAUGUGUUUUGGGAUAGUGUCCAUCCUUCUCAAGCUGCAAACCAAGUUCUAGCUGAUGCAUUGAUUGUUCAAGGCAUAGCCCUUAUCUCAUAAGUGCAUAUGAAGUUAUGAUUCAUGAUUAUAUCUCUGUAGACCAUUAUAAUAUACCUGUGUGUACCACUAGUACUAUUCAUCAUGGAAGUGAUGCAUAAAUGUAUCAGUUUGCAUAUUUUUAUAGAUUCUGGAGAAACAUGUAUUUUAUGAAUUAAAUCUAGUGAAAUUUCAUAUUAACUUGUUUGGAAGAACACUGGAUAUUGGUUGUGCUCAGUGGUUUCUGUUUUAAUGGAACUCAGCAGCAAUGUUUUUUCCCCAUUGUAAUGACAUUCAAAGCUUAAUUCAUGGUUCACCU